Hydractinia symbiolongicarpus is the source of this 2690-nucleotide messenger RNA. Its product is annotated as paxillin-like. The coding region runs from base 401 to 1927 and encodes 508 amino acids. Gene Ontology annotation, biological process: muscle structure development; actin cytoskeleton organization. Gene Ontology annotation, cellular component: filamentous actin; stress fiber; Z disc. The record is from RefSeq and is a predicted model, not a curated record. The transcript has 9 exons. Gene Ontology annotation, molecular function: muscle alpha-actinin binding; actin binding. NCBI's taxonomy places the organism in Eukaryota, Metazoa, Cnidaria, Hydrozoa, Anthoathecata, Hydractiniidae.
AUCUGUGUUCGCUUAUUUUGUAAUACAUUCUCCUUAGAAAGGGCGUGUAUGGUUGCACUUACUGGCUUUUAGUUUGUGCUCAAUAGUGAAAAGAAUUAUGCCUCUUACUAUAAUAAAACUACAGACUCCUAAGAAAAGUUAAAGUUAGUUAAAUAAGCUUCACUGCAUAAGUAAUGAACUAUAUUCAAUCGUUUCUAUAAACAUUUUUGUAAAAAAAAAGUUUUUCGGAUUUUCUUGUUUAAUUUUCUACUUCACUGAAUUGAAUAUUACCUUUUAAAAAUGGUAGCUAAAAAUAUAGAAAACAAAAAUGAAAAAAAAUGAAGAGCGGGACUGGUAAAUUGUCAAUCUCCAUUGUUUUCUCCUCACUUUCAUAACUACUGGAAAAAUAUAGCUGUACGAAAUGGAAAGAAAAGGAUCAAAAAAAGCUAGGGAAAACAUCGAAUUUCUAGAUGCUCUUCUUGCUGAUCUCCAAAACCAGACGUCCAGUCGACCAGUCAAAAAACCUGCAGGAAGCAGCUCAUCUGACGACUUCCCACCACCUCCUACCACAGGUACGCCACCUCCUCAGGUCCCUCCACCACCAAAAUCCUAUAUACCUCCUAAAAAUUCCAAAAAAGGCCCUCCUGCAGUCCUUCCUAAACCUUCUAAGCCUUCUGCACAGAUUUCAAACGGUAGUGACAAUUCACUCAUGAAUAACUUAUCUGAUCUCGAUGGAUUGUUAAAUGACUUAAAUAAAGUGUCUUCCAGUUUGUGCACUGAAGGUCUUUCAAAUGGCGACUCCUCAAGUUCUAUUGAUUCACCACCCUUGCAAGUCAGUAUGGGAGCAGUUGAAGCUCUUCUUGACGAAUUAGACAGUACUGUGUCGCAUUCGAAAACUGUCUCCCAUGCAAAACCAGUCGCAGUUCGAGCUACCAUUACUGAUCAACCAAUGCCAAGAACAGCUUCAACUGCCACAAAAGAAUUAGAUGAUUUAAUGGCUUCACUUUCUGAUUUCAAAGUUGUUACUGGAACCAGUGAGGUAGAUGGUCCCCCUCGACCACCUGCACCAGUAGAAAAUGGAAUGCAAUCACCGACUGACGAUUACGCAAAAAUUGACAAACAGCCACCUAAAACUAGAGGAUCGUUGUCUAGCCAACCACCAGUCAACAAUUUGGAUUCCAUGUUGGGUAGCUUGCAGACCAACAUGUCCAAGCAGGGCGUCACCACUGUCACCAAAGGUACCUGUGCAGCAUGUAACAAGCCCAUUAUUGGACAGGUCUGCACUGCUUUGGGCAAAGCCUGGCAUCCGGAGCAUUUUGCAUGCUGUAUAUGCGAUACUCAGCUGGGAACCAAGACUUUCUUUGAAAGAGACGGAAAGCCAUAUUGUGAGGACGAUUAUCACGAAAAAUUUGCUCCCAAAUGUUUUGCAUGUAAUGGGCCUAUCCUCGAUUCCUGCGUGACAUCCAUGGAUCGAACCUGGCAUCCGGAACAUUUUGUUUGCGCUGAAUGUAGUCGACCUUUUGGCGAUUCCGGAUUCCAUGAGAAAGAUGGGAAGGCUUAUUGUCGAGACGAUUAUUUCAAGAUGUUCGCGCCCAAGUGCUCUGGAUGUAACCAAGCCAUUAUUGAUAAUUACAUAUCUGCGCUGAAUGGUCACUGGCACCCGCAGUGCUUCGUGUGCAUGGAAUGCCACCAGCCUUUUCAAAAUGGUAGUUUCUUUGAGCACGAGGGUAUGCCUUACUGUGAGAUGCACUACCAUGCCAGACGUGGAUCACUUUGUUACAGUUGCCAGAAGCCCAUUACCGGAAGGUGUAUCACAGCUAUGCACAGAAAAUUUCACCCUGAACACUUCAUUUGCGCUUUCUGUUUGAAGCAGUUAAAUAAAGGCACGUUCAAAGAACAGAACGAUAAGCCGUACUGCCAUUCGUGUUUCGUGAAGUUGUUUGCGUAGAUCACUUACCCGCGUGUAUACACGUGCCUUUCCCGCGUGAAUUAGUAAUAUGGAGACGCAACAAGAAAUCAAGUCGGAAUUUCACGGCCGCCGAACACAAAUGUCUCGUUUGUCUCGAUAAUUCUUCUUUAAUGAUAAGACAUGCUAAUGUUUUUUUAGAAGUAAAUAAAGUACUUUGUUUUUUAUUUUUAUGAUCAAGUGGAACUUGACUUUUGUUUUGGAUGGGUUUUUUUCUCUCCGCCAUUUUUUCACUAUAAUGUGUCAAUGUUUUCGGGCGCGUUAGUAAUCAACAAAACUCUGGUGAAUUUCAACAAUCCGUACGUUGUAUUGUGAUUCUUGUUUUGAUUUGUCGUUAAUUUUACAAUACUUUAUAUCUAUUUUUUUAAUGAUAGGCUUGUAUAAUAUUAAUUUUUUCAUUUUUUAUUUCUUGCUGGUUUAAACCACUGUAAUUGUUUAAAUCAUUUUUUUCUAAUGAAAUCAUAUUACAAAGCAACGGUCCAUAAGAUCUUGAAGGAUUUCUCCAAGAUGAGACCCAGUUGUACCAAUUCGAUAGAUGCCGAACAAUUUCUUCUUCUUCUAGUUUCGAUUAUCACACUAUGAAGCAUUUUAUGUGGCACUGUAAAUUGUUAAAAAAAAUUCAGAUGUAUAGACUACUUGGUUCGUUUUUCUAUGAUUGUCAGUUUUGAUUUUUGUAUAUGUGAUUUAAUUCUGUAGUAUUUGGCUGUUUACAAAAUAUAUCGUACAUUUAGAGUGUUCUUAAAAA